Alternaria incomplexa is the source of this 882-nucleotide messenger RNA. RefSeq lists its product as uncharacterized. The record is from RefSeq and is a predicted model, not a curated record. NCBI's taxonomy places the organism in Eukaryota, Fungi, Ascomycota, Dothideomycetes, Pleosporales, Pleosporaceae. The transcript has 2 exons. Bases 1 to 882 code for a protein of 293 amino acids.
AUGUGGCAGAUCUUACCAGCCGAUCUGAUAGAGCUUCAAAUUGGCCAAGUUGAGCUUUUGUUGGCAAUGUACCCUGACGAGAUCAUACUCGACGAGAACUCUCAGGGAAUACUAGAUAUCCUGCGCGAUACCGAUGAUGCUCGGUCCAGAUCUGCAGCCAAAUAUACGCCGGUCAUCCCAGUCAUCCUUGACCUGCCAGUAUCUACGCCCAACGAAGAGUCGUCGAACUCAAGGACAUUGCGUCUGGAUAUCGGGGUACCUUUCGCAUUUAGCGGUAGUGAGCCGCCUUUAGACCCACCGUCGGUAAAGGUUCGGGUGCAGCAACCGCAAUGGAUGAACAAGGCCGCCACGUCGCGGUUGACGUCGGACAUUCCGGAAGAUGAAGAUCUGCUCAGUAAAAUUGAGUACAUCAGAGAAGCUGCAGUCGAAUACCUGAUGGAAAUCGAGACGACAGAACUGGGGCUGGAUCUUGCUACUGUGGACGCUGGACCGCUGGUAAGAGUUUGGUUCUAUUUCCCAUCGAUCAGCACACGCUCCAAGCGCGACGAUUUCAUCAAGUUCGCUCCUUCUUACCAAUUGACCGGCUUUCUUUACGCUGGCAAGCCAGGUCUUCUGUGCGUCGAAGGCGGAUCACAAAGUAUCGAUGAUUACAUGAAGUACAUCAAAACGGAAAGCUGGGGCGACAUACCGGCCCAUCACAAGAAAGUCAGCGAGCGACAUCGAGAGCAAUGUGAAAGGCGGGUCUUUCCGGACAUGACUGAAAUAACCGACACAGUCGGUGAGCGACGCGGUCAAAGAGUAAAUAGAGGUGAUAUGAAGGCAAUCGAGGAAUGGCUUGUGGGGAGGGGACUAGGCGAUGCUUUUACAAAGGUCUUAAUGUAG